AGGCUUUACCUCCCGGCCCGAGAGGAUACAGUGACGGAGUCCGAUCAUCUCAUCUCGAAACAUAACUAUAAUUCUGUUACUUAUUUGCAUCAUUUACAGGUUCUCUAUAGUUAUUACCGGUACUUAACGUUCUCCGUUGCUGGCACAGGAGGAGAGAUCUCCAUCAGGAAUAUUCCGGCGAAAAAGACGCUUUCAUCCCAGCUUGCUUCCCUUUGAAAGGCAUCUUCGGAUAGCACCAUGUUCCAGGAAGACGAAAAACGGUUUUCCUAUGAAGACCAUAAGACGACUGCUGACUGGCUUCUGUCAAAAACACAUCACCGGCCCCUCAUCGCCAUCAUUUGUGGCUCUGGAUUAGGUGCGCUGGCUGAUUCGUUGAAAGACCAAGUAUCCUUCAUGUACAGUGAGAUUCCAAACUUCCCUCAGAGCACAGUACAUGGACAUGCUGGCUGUCUGAUUUUUGGAAAUCUGAAUGGAAAGCCAUGUGUCUGCAUGAAGGGCAGAUUCCACUUUUAUGAAGGUUACCCAAUCUGGAAGGUGACCUUUCCAAUCCGGAUUUUCCACCUACUUGGUGUUGAGACAAUUAUUGUGACAAAUGCAGCAGGAGGACUAAAUCAAGAAUACAAGGUGGGGGAUAUAAUGGUUAUUAAAGACCACCUCAACCUGCCUGGCUUUGCUGGAAAUAAUCCUUUGGUUGGACCAAAUGAUGAAAGAUUUGGAACUCGCUUCCCUUCCAUGUCAGAUGCCUACAAUGCAGAUCUGCGGAAGCUUGCACGCACCGUCGGCAGCGAACUUGGAUUCAGCGAUUUUAUCCGAGAAGGUGUAUAUUGUGUUCUCAGCGGACCCUCCUUUGAGACUAUCGCCGAGUGUCGGAUGCUGAACUGUCUUGGAGCAGAUGCUGUGGGCAUGAGUACCGUCCAUGAAGUGAUCGUGGCUCGCCAUUGUGGUCUGCGUGUUAUUGGUUUAUCUCUCAUUACAAACAAAUCAGUGAUGGAGUAUGACAGCAUUGAUAAACCCAACCAUGAAGAAGUUCUGGAGACAGGAAAAUGGAGGGCAGAACAAUUCCAAAAGUUUGUGUCAACUCUUGUUGGGCGCAUUGAGUUCAAUAAUAACUUUUGAGAGAAAGUAAAGGAACAGUGAUGGAAGUGAUGGGGAGAGAACACAGCUGAAUGUAGAGCUUAAACUGGCUCAGUCUCGGGUCUUGAGAGUGUUCAUCACCAUGGCUUCCAAUCACAUACCCCAUUGUCUAUAUUUGUGAUAAAUGCUAUUUAUUUAACCUUUUUUUUAAAGAGUGUGUUCAAAUUUGCUACAGGCAGUAGAGGGACGUAUCUUUUAAUUCGGUGGUGAGUGUGAGAUUUUACUGCAAAACUAAUUAGGGGUCUACAAAACAGGUAUCAUUUAGUUUCAUCAGUACAUCCAUCAGUUAUUAAAUAUGUUCAAUACAAAUAAGUGGAACGGGAAUUUGGAGUUCCUAUUUUUAAAUUUCCACGUAGUAAAUUAAGUUCAGCCAUUCCAGACAAGCACUAUUUUGUAUGGCACAAAGGUGCUCAAAGUCAUCCAGAGCAAACUCCACUGGACGUUUUUAGUUUCCACAUUUUAUUGAAAGAACUCUUUAAGAUGUUUCUAUGUGGCGAUCAUCAACCACUCUUUAUUUGCAUAGGUUGUUAAACUGAUGGGUGUGAUAGUGGAAGGUAUUUUUGUGCCUAUAUGCUCUGUAUUGCUCUAAAUAGGUUUCUCUCAUGCGUCACUAGAAAUUCAUCAGCACAUGAAUUUAAAUAGAAAUCAAACUGUCGUCCUUUACUAAGUAGAUAAAGAAAUUUAGGAUUCUGUGAGGGUUUUGCCAAAGUUUACUCACUUGUUGGCAGCAGGCAGUGUGGCAUAGUAGUUAAGGCUUCAAAACCUCGGGUUGUGAGUUUGAAUCCCACCGCUGACACUAUGCGACCAUGUGCAAGUCACUUCACCUGCUUGUACUCCAGUUGGUAAAAGAAAAGAAAAGUAACCAAUCAUACGUAAGCGUUGGAUACAGGUGUCAACCGAAUAAGUUAAUAUAAGUUCAGACAUAAGCUAAUAUACUGUGUAUAUAUAUAUAUAUAUAUACAUACAUACAUACAU
Molecule: messenger RNA, 2109 nt
Organism: Polypterus senegalus (gray bichir)
Lineage: Eukaryota; Metazoa; Chordata; Cladistia; Polypteriformes; Polypteridae
Product: purine nucleoside phosphorylase-like
Exons: 6
Coding region: 238-1116 (292 amino acids)
Biological process (GO): nucleoside metabolic process
Cellular component (GO): cytoplasm
Molecular function (GO): purine-nucleoside phosphorylase activity
Source: RefSeq, a predicted model, not a curated record